Molecule: messenger RNA, 1770 nt
Organism: Capra hircus (goat)
Lineage: Eukaryota; Metazoa; Chordata; Mammalia; Artiodactyla; Bovidae
Product: probable ergosterol biosynthetic protein 28
Exons: 4
Coding region: 1200-1622 (140 amino acids)
Cellular component (GO): endoplasmic reticulum; membrane
Molecular function (GO): protein-macromolecule adaptor activity
Source: RefSeq, a predicted model, not a curated record
AUCCUUGGAAUAGGUAAUUUUAAUCUCCAUUUUGCAGGUAAGGGAACUUAAGCUGUAAAGUGUGAAUUACUUGCCCAUGGUCACACAGCUACUGAACAGUGAGACCAGGAAAGGAACCACUGACUCCCGACUCUACUAAACACCACACCUUUCCUGGCCUGGGUCAGGGCAAAAUCGGGGAAUACAGGUUGGAUUCUUUCAGAGGCCCUCAAAAGCAUUGAGGAAGCCGUGCUGAGGGACUGGCAGAGCAAUUUGGGAGAGUGCUCUGGCUCUGCCUUCACCAGCUAUCUUCUGGAGUUUCGGAGAGCUUCUGUGAAAUGGGCAUAAGUUCUGUCAAAGAGGGAGGCCAUCCAUGCAGGUUUUCUGACCCUGAGAGCUUAAGUCUCCUACUGAUGGAGGGAGAGAAAACAAGGAGGAGGGGAGGAGAGGGGAGUGUGUGUGUCUUGGCCCAUGCUGGAACUGCAAAGUAGAGAAAACUUAAAGCGUGUAAAUAUUUCCCUCAAGCCAUACAUGCCACUCAGACGUGCAAGACUUCUCUGUGCUGGGAAGGAUCGAUCAGCAGUAGCCAGGCAGGUGUCUGUUACCUUUGAGGUACUUUCAGUACAAAAGAAUGACGUGAAGCACCAGGUUAGAAGGAAAGAUCCCAGGGGUCUGAUUCAGCCAAGAGAAGAGAGUUCUGCUUUAGGCUAAUAUUUUGGAGAAAUCCCUUAGCCGGAAAUAAGCAUGGUGCUACUUGUUGCACAGUAUACUGUUGACUCGCCAUUAGUAUGAUGAAAUAUUGAGACCAAUUUCCAGAAAUCGUUCAUUAGAGUCCAUUUUAUUUCUUGGUAGUGAUGUUUGGACACCUCCCUCUCCUCUGUUUCCUUUCUUUCCAUUUUUUUCCACAGGGUCUGUCAUUUCCACCCACUGCAUUAUUUAGCCUUUUUUUUUUUUCAUUACUUUUGUCAGCACACUUUGAGUUAAGGUAGAUAUUCAAAGACAAAGUGCCAACCCUAUGAAGGGGGCAUGAAGGUAGACGAGCCUCCGGUAUUUGGGAGAGGAGCUGAUGAAAUGGCUGAUGAAGUAAGAUUAGUACCGCCCUCAUGAAUGGGACACAGGUUAACUACAGAGCUUAUGGCUGAAGCACAUUAACCAUCUGUGUCUCCUGCCCUUUGCUUUUGUUUCCAAGGCAAAAAGCCCUCUCAGGUUGGAGGGGAGCCAUGAGCCGAUUCCUGAACGUGUUACGAAUCUGGCUGAUGAUGACAUCCAUCAUAGCCGCGGGUUACUCGCUGCAGAGCUUCCGAGACCACACCUUUCUCUAUGAAAACAUCUACAUCAGCAAGCCAGACCUGGUGAAUGGCCUCCAAGCUCGGACCUUUGGAGUCUGGGCACUGCUCUCAUCAGUGGUUCGCUGCCUCUGCGUCAUCAACAUUCACAACAAAACGCUCUACUGCGUCACGCUCUGGACCUUCUUCAUUGUCGUGGGGCACAUACUGUUUGAGCUGUUUGUAUUUGGAACCGUGGCUCCCACAAUUAACGUCAUGGCACUCUUCAUGGUGGCAAGUAUCUCAAUCCUGGGCAUGCUAGUGGGACUCCAGCACCUAGAAGCAGAAUCAGGAUCCAGACAAAAGAAGAGAAACUGAGGCCAACAUCCCCACGUCCAAGACGUCAUCUCCCGCCUUUGCUCGCCUCUUCCCUCUCUAUGCUCUUCAGUUUCAUUUCUGCUCCAUCAUCCACUUAUAGCCUUUCACAUUUGGGUUUUUUUUCUUUAAUUAAAAAACUUUUAAGAUA